This is a messenger RNA of Cuculus canorus (common cuckoo), 3481 nucleotides long. RefSeq lists its product as uncharacterized. The transcript has 2 exons. The record is from RefSeq and is a predicted model, not a curated record. NCBI's taxonomy places the organism in Eukaryota, Metazoa, Chordata, Aves, Cuculiformes, Cuculidae. Bases 607 to 1824 code for a protein of 405 amino acids.
UGGACAGGCUGGAUCCAUGGGCCAAGGCUCUGCAGAGGGAUCUGGACAGGCUGGAUCCAGGGGCCAAGGCUCUGCAGAGGGAUCUGGACAGGCUGGAUCCAGGGGCCAAGGCUCUGCAGAGGGAUCUGGACAGGUUGGAUCCAUGAGCUGAGACCAAAGUCUGAUCCAUGAUGGGCUCCGCGAUACCCGCGGUUCCCAGCCGGAUCUACACCGGGAUCAGCCGCUCGCUGCAGGCCAUUCCCCGGAGGGCGUUCUCUCCUUUCCCAGAGGAAGGAGGAAUGCUCAGCUCAGGACGCGCUCCUCGCCCCACGGAGACGCUUCGCCCCCGGUUCGCGUCCGCCCCGCAGCGACCGCCAAUGGCCCAGAGCUGCGCUGCGGCGGCCCCGAUGCAUCCUGGGACAUGUGGUCCAGCGGCUGUUGCAGAUGCUAAGGGCGGUUGCCGAGAGGACGCCAUUUCCCAGGGCGCAGUGCGACGAGCGGCGCAGUGCAUCCUGGGUUUUGUAGUCCAGCCCCCCACACACGCGCGGAGUAGAGUGGCCCAGCGGCGCUGGAGGACUACAUUUUCCGGCGUGCCCCGCGACAGGGCGGGUCGAGGUGCGCGCCAAGAUGGCGGUGGGGAAGGAGGUGUUGGAGCUGGACCUGUACGGCCUGCUGGGCAUCAGCGAGAGGGCGACGGAGAAGGAGGCGGGAUGUCCCAUUCGGGCCUUGGAGCUUGGCCCUCCUAACGAGCAGCAUCCCGACCCCUGCUCUGCUUUCGCUUCUGGUUUCUCAAGGAGUUGUAGCCCCAGGCGUGCUGAGCCCAGCCGGGGCCAUCGUGGUGCCGCCUUGGAGACCCAUCUUGGUUGGUUUUGCUACCGGUGCCUGCACCCUGCACGGCUGCCGACCCUCCGCAGAGACUGGCUCCUUGCUGCUCCCUGGAGAAAUCGUGGCCUCCUCACUGGUGACGCUGUCCUCUCCCAGAGGAAGAUAAGAUGUCCAGUUCAGGUCAUGGAGCUCACUCCUCAUCCUAACCCCUCCUCCUCUGCGGCAGUCACUGUGCUUUCUGGAUGCUGGGGGAUCUGUGCUGGGAACGACUCCUCGAUGCCUGCUACUCCCUGCGGGAUCUGUGCCGGGAACGACUCCUCCACUCCAGCUGCUCCCUAUGGGAUCUGUGUUGGGAACGACUCCUCCACGCCCGCUGCUCCCUGUGGAACCUGUGCCGGGAACGACCCCUCAACGCCCGCUGCUCCCUGCGGGAUCUGUGUCGGGAGCGACUUCUCGAUGGCCGCUGCUCCCUGCGGGAUCUGUGUCGGGAAUGACUCCUCGAUGCCCGCUGCUCCCUGCGGGAUCUGUGCCGGGAGCGACUUCUCGAUGGCCGCUGCUCCAUGUGGGAUCUGUGUCGGGAACGACUCCUCAAUGCCAGCUGCUCCCUGCGGGAUCUGUGUCGGGAGCGACUUCUCGAUGGCUGCUGCUCCCUGCGGGAUCUGUGUCGGGAACGACUCCUCGACACCCGCUGUUCCCUGGAGGAAUGCCUGCCUGCCCGCUGGCUCCUCUCUGAAGACAUUGGGUCAUCCCGUUCAGGCCUUGGAGCUCGGCCGUGGUCACGAGCAGCAUCCAAAGCCUGGUGCCACUCCUGUCUCUGGCUUCUUGAGGAGUUGGAGACACGGGCGCGCUGAGCCCAGCCGUGGCCAUGGUGGUGCCUCCUCGGAGAAUUGUCUCUGGCCCUCUCUGGAGCCGCUGCGUGACCACCAUCCUGGCCUCUUCUGGAAAAGCUUGAGGAACGCCGCCGCCUCCUCCUUGUGUCAGAGCGGGGUUGAGACCUGCGCCCACACACGUGGCGCCUGAUGUCGUAGAUCUCGUAGCUGCGAGGCCCCAGCCUCCGGAACACGUAGUGGAAAGUCUGCCGGCAGAGGGGACACGUGGUUCUUUGGUGGCCCCAGUCCCAGAUGCAGGGAAAACAGAACCUGUGCUGGCAUGGCCUCACACAGGCUUCCUGACUGAUGGCGUCCAGGCAAAUCACGCAGUGUAGGACCGCGGAAGCAUCCGGCUCCGCGGCCUGGGUCGCCCAGCUGGUGCUGGCCACUGCAGAAGAGGUGCUCUGUUCCACCACGUCCUGCUCCGAUGCCAUCUUACGCGGCAAAGGAAAAUGAUGCCAAGCUGAUGGCCGGCCCUGGAGACGCAGCCUGCGGGAAGCAGCAAAGGGGAUGGAGGGAUGCGCUGAAUAGGCGCUCGCUCGGCCUCGAGGCUGCGCUCGUGGUACCGUGAGUGCCAAGGGUGUCUUGGAGCAGACGAAUCACACGAGGAACGUCUCGGUGAGCUCCUGCUCUGCUCCAACACGUGCUGGCAGGAAUCGGGAAGGCAGGAGAGCGGUUCCUGGCCUCUCCACGAGGGCAGCACAAGAAGGAUCGGGGUACAGCAGGUCGGGACCAGCGCCCUGGUCCUGCCAGUGUCCCCGUCCAGCAGAACCUGUCUGUGCUCUCGGCAAAGAGCUCGCAGGAUGGGGCGUUCGCCCCCUCCCUGUCAGACACCUGUCCUCCACGCGUGAGGACAGCACAGUGGCCCUGCGGGGCUGCUGCACACCUCAAGAGGAGAGAGUCACUGGGGUCCCUCUGUGACAUCACAGAGCUUUCGGAGACCGUGCCCAGACUCAGCCAAUCACAGCACGGUUUGGGCUGGAAGGGACCUCAAAGCCCACCGAGUUCCAGCCCCACCCUGCUUGUUCCUGGAGAGCUGCAGGACCCAUGCUGGGGUCGGUUUCUUGGCCGCGCCGUUCCCUGGAGGAAUUCCAGCCUGGCUGUUGGUGCUUGCUUCUCCCUAAGGACGCUGGAUUGAAGCCUUCAGGCCCCGGAGCUCAGCCCCCGUCACGAGCAGCAUCCCAAGCCCUGCUCCACUGAUGCCUCCUGCCUCUUGGGGAGUCGUAGCCCCAAGCACACUGAGCCUGGCUGUGGCCGUCAUGGGGCCACCUCAGGGACCGGCUUCAGAACCUCUCUGGGGCUGCCGGGUGACCAGUGUCGUGGCCUCUUCUGGAAGAGCUGCGGCUUGAGGAACGCCACUGCUGCCUCCUUUCAGCAGGGCGGGGUGGACAUCGCCCACUGUGGUCACAGGCGGGGAUACCGUAGCCCCCAUAGCUGCAAGGUCCCAGUGCCGGGAAGAGGUGGUGAAAAGUCCACCAGCAGAGGGGACGCACAGCUCUUCAGCGGCCCCACUCCCAGAUGGUCCCAGCAAGGUGACCUUGGACAGAGGUCCACGCACUCCGUUCUUCGGGAUCAUCAAAGCCUGCCUGGACGCUGCCCCUGCUCAAGCAGCAGCCUUGGACAAGAUGAACUCUAGAGGUCCCUUCCCACCUCCUCGAGUCCAUGAUUUGGGGCAGGAUAGAGUCUAGGCAAGACCCAAGUGCCCUCAUUCUCCUAAACCGUCCCUGGAAGGUUUAGCAAUAUGAUUAAACGCUCACAUAGGGUUCCAGCUGAUGGUGGAACUGUUACACCUGAUCUGCUGUCUCUUG